Molecule: messenger RNA, 6994 nt
Organism: Eleginops maclovinus (Patagonian blennie)
Lineage: Eukaryota; Metazoa; Chordata; Actinopteri; Perciformes; Eleginopidae
Product: ras GTPase-activating protein 1-like
Exons: 25
Coding region: 722-3877 (1051 amino acids)
Biological process (GO): regulation of GTPase activity
Molecular function (GO): protein binding
Source: RefSeq, a predicted model, not a curated record
UGGAGAGGAGUUGGAGAGGGAGGGGAGAAAAAAGAGCAGCGCAGCAGCGGGCAAGCCACCAGCUCUGAAACCCAGAAAUAAAGGCGAACUUAGCUUAUAUACGCAAGAAUUAUUUACUUUGGUAAACGACAUGAUAGUUCGCACAAAACAACAUAUUGUUCCGGGGAGUUAGGCGGUGCAACUGUGUUGUUUGUGGACUCUACUCGAGACGGCUGGAAACUGAGAAGGAAAGAAAACAACAACACUGGAAAAAGACGGAGGUUACACACAACAGUAACAAUAAAACAACACUCCCCGACAAGUGGUCUGCCCGGUGCCGAGGGGGAAGUCCGAGCAAAAAAACAGGAUAUAUUGGUGAAUUUAUACUCUUAUUUGUAUUAUUGUGAAUGUUUAUUUCAAGAUAGCGUUUCUGGGUGAACUUUUUACUCAGGAGACAAUGAAGACAUAGCAAGCAGGAACUCAUCAAGUGUCUCGAAGCUGCUAGCCUUAGCUCGGCUAUCUCGCAGCGAGCGAAUGCGAGGCGAAGCUAACGCCCGCUAGUGCGGCCAAGUGAGCUAGCUAAGUUAGCUUGUCGGCUAACGUUAGCUGGCUAGCUAAACGCGUUUUUGAGAAACUUUUGGUGUUGUUUCCCCAGAGCUCAAACACUGAAGGAGUGUUGUGAAAACAGAGGGGAAGGGCAGGUUCCCUUUUGGACUUUUUCCCCUCUACAUAUUUUCCUAAUAUGAUGGCUACGGAGGUCAGUGAGGAUACGGGACCGCCAGGGACAGGGGUGGCAGGCGGAGGAGGCCCGGAGACGGCCCCUUUCCCCUACUAUCCCAAGCCGAGCAGAGUGCGAGUCUCUGAUUUGGGACAAGGACCAGCACCUACCCUCCACCAACAUUCAAACACAUAUCCAGACCCACUUCCCGACACGAGUAUGACCUAUCCCAUGUCUAGUGGGGAUAUGACCGCACCAGUGCUUUCCGCAGCAGGGAGUGGCGGAGCAGGAGGUGGACAUUCAAUUCAAGGAACAAGCUCAGGGACCGGGGGAGGCAUUUGCGCCUCUCCUACAUCGGAGGGUCCAGCUAGUCGGGUUUCACCCACAUCAACAGGCCCGGAUGGGUCCACUGACUUCCCCCCACUGCCAGCCCAUCCUCCUCCCCCUCUGGCCAGUGGGGUGCUUGGUGGAACUAUGGAUGAAAACGAUCUGCAGGAUGGACCGGAAUACGAGGAAGAAGAAGUCGUGUUUCCCCUCUCUGCACCCCCCACGAACCAGUGGUACCAUGGCAAGCUAGACCGAACCAUUGCUGAGGAGCGGCUGCGCCAGGCCCGGAGCCCUGGCAGCUACCUCAUCAGGGAGAGCGACCGCCGGCCCGGUUCCUUCGUCCUGUCUUUCCUCAGUAAUACCAACGUGGUCAACCAUUUCAGGAUAAUUGCCAUGUGUGGGGACUAUUACAUUGGGGGGCGGCGGUUCUCUUCUCUAUCAGACCUGAUUGGUUACUACAGCUAUGUGUCUUGCCUGCUAAAAGGAGAGAAACUGCUAUCACCAGUGGCGCCUCCAGAGCCUGUAGAAGACAGGAGGAGAGUCAGGGCCAUACUUCCUUACACCAAAGUGCCAGAUACCGAUGAGAUCAGCUUCCUGAAAGGGGACAUGUUUAUUGUUCACAAUGAACUGGAUGAUGGCUGGAUGUGGGUGACCAAUGUUCGCACAGAGGAGCAGGGCCUCAUUGUGGAGGAUCUGGUGGAAGAGGUGGGACGGGAGGAGGAUCCACAUGAGGGAAAAGCAUGGUAUCACGGAAAGAUCACCAAGCAAGAGGCCUACAACCUGCUGAUGACAGUUGGCCAGGUGUGCAGUUUUCUGGUCCGACCGUCAGACAACACACCAGGGGACUACUCGCUCUUUUUUCGCACCAAUGAAAACAUCCAAAGGUUUAAGAUCUCCCCCACCCCAAACAAUCAGUACAUGAUGGGGGGGAGGUACUACAACAGUGUUGACGACAUUAUCGACCAUUACAAGAAAGAGCAGAUUGUCGAGGGCUACAACCUGAAGGAGCCCGUUUCGGUGCAGAACCAAGAACAAGUUCUUUCUGACACAGUGGAUGGGAGAGAAAUAUAUAACACUAUCAGACGGAAAACAAAAGACGCUUUCUACAAAAACAUUGUCAAGAAAGGCUACCUCCAGUUCAACAAAGGCAAAGGCAAACGAUGGAAGAACCUUUACUUCAUUCUGGAGGGGAACGAUGCUCAGCUCAUCUACUUUGAGAGCGAGAAGAGAGCAACCAAACCAAAAGGGCUGAUCGACCUGAGUGUGUGCUCCGUGUACGGUGUGCAUGACAGUCUGUUUGGCAGGCCACACUGUUUCCAGAUUGUUGUCCAGCACUUUAGUGAGGAACAGUACAUAUUCUACUUUGCGGGAGAUGUUCCAGAGCAGGCACAGGAUUGGAUGAAAUGCCUUCAAACUUUCUGCAGUAACUUGAGGAAAACCACUCAGCCGACAACUAACAAGAGGCUAAGACAGGUGAGCAGCCUGGUGCUGUAUGUGGAGGAGGCCCACAAACUACCAGUGAAGUAUUUCACCAACCCGUACUGUAACAUCUACCUGAACAGCGUCCAAGUGGCUAAAACACACCCGAGGGAGGGGCAGAACCCCGUCUUCACCGAGGAGUUCAUCUUUGAUGACUUGUCGAGUGAAAUCAAUAGAUUUGAAAUCAGCCUGAGCAACAAAACAAAAAAGAGCAAAGAAAGUGACAUCUUGUUCAUGCGCUGCCAGCUGAACCGUCUGCAGAAGGGCCAGAUGAUCGAUGAGUGGUUUCCUCUCAGCUCCCACGUGCCUCUGAAGGGCAUCGAGCCUGGCUCUCUGCGAGUGCGCGCCCGCUACUCCAUGGAGAAGAUCAUGCCCGAAGAGGAGUACGCUGAGUUUAAAGAGAUGAUCUUGCAGAAAGAGUUCCACGUCAUCUACGCUCUGGCCCAUGUGUGUGGUCAGGACCGCACCUUAUUAGCAAGCCUCCUCCUGCGGAUCUUCAGACACGAGAAUGCUGAAGCACCUCUACUCAGGACCCUCAAUGACAGGGAGAUCAGCAUGGAGGAUGAAGCCACAACAUUGUUCAGAGCGACCACCCUCGCCAGCACGCUGAUGGAGCAGUACAUGAAGGCCACAGCCACACCGUUUGUUCACCACGCUCUCAAAGACACCAUCCUCAAGAUUAUGGAGAGCAAACAGUCCUGUGAGCUGAACCCCUCCAAACUGGAAAAGAACGAGGAUGUGAACCUGAACCUGACUCAUCUGCUGAACAUCCUGUCGGAACUGGUGGAGAAGAUCUUCAUGGCGGCUGAGAUCUUACCACCGACGCUGAGGUUCAUCUACGGCUGUCUGCAGAAGUCUGUGCAGCAGAAAUGGCCCGCCAACACGACCAUGAGGACGAGAGUUGUGAGUGGCUUUGUCUUUCUAAGACUGAUCUGUCCGGCCAUCCUCAACCCCAGACUGUUCAACAUCAUUUCUGACCCUCCUUCCUCAGCAGCAGGCAGGACUCUAACACUGGUGGCCAAGUCCGUUCAGAACCUGGCCAACCUGGUUGAAUUUGGUGCUAAGGAACCCUACAUGGAGGGUGUGAACCCUUUCAUCAAAAACAACAAACACAGGAUGAUCAUGUUUCUGGAUGAGUUGGGGAACGUCCCUGACCUCCCUGAAGCCACAGAGCACUUUAGGACCGAGCUGUCCAGGGACCUGUCCCGGGACCUGGCUGCGCUGCACGAGUUGUGUGCCACACACUCGGACGAGCUGCGGACACUGAGCAACGAGAGGGGAGCACAGCAGCAUGUGUUGAAAAAGCUGCUGGCCAUCACAGAGCUCCUCCAGCAGAAGCAGGCUCAGUAUGCCAUGUCCAACAGCAACAGGUAGUACAGCACUCCUCCAUCUCCCCAUCCUCUCGUCAAGUCUCCUUCCACCGGACUGCAGUGCAGAGACCUAGCAUGCUCUACCCUCAUCACCAUGGCAACCCCUCCAUCAUGUCCUCCUCCAAUAGUCCCGCCCAUCCCCCACCAUCUUGUCCCAUUCACCACAAGAGAGCUAUGCAACAGCCGAGUACAAAGCCGACGCAGUACUUAAAAUAAACCAAACUUGCACCAGUGACUGAUAGCUACAUCCACAGGAAUCAAACUUUAAAACUGUGUUCAAAAUUCUGACUUUGGUACACGUCAUUCCCUUCAUCACAAGGGCCAAAUAUUGAGAUUUUCAGAGUAUCGUUGUACCCACUACGUGUUUUCACAGCACAGGUUGCCAAAGUGUAUCCCCUCCUCCUGCUCCAUAUGAGGAAACUGACAUGAAGAAGCUCGUUCUCUCAGUCCCCUUUCUUGUAACUGGAUUAUGAGCGACUAUGCUUUUUAUACUGUAAUUUACUGAUUUAUUUUAAGGUUGUGACAAUAUCCGCAAAGUGCUGAAACUAAGCAUUUCUGUGUAUUUUGUUCUUUUUUUUCUUUCUUUAUUUUCUAGAUUGGAACAAAGUCUUUCAGAAACGUAUGGUUAUUUUAUAUUAAGAAUAAAUUCUCUUGCUGGAAUCAUGAGUAUAUAAGACAGAUGAACUGAUUUUUUUUUCCUUCCGAUUGUAUCAGCUACUUUUUGAUUAUUUGGUAAAGUCUUUGUUGACACUUCUCAAUGCCAGACACAUAAUCAGAGAUACCAAGUAAAAUAAAAGUGUUUACAGCAGUAAUUUUCUUGAAUAGUACAGACUGUAUCAGACAUGCAUGCACUUAUUAAACAGUUUUUGUAAAGUAGAUAACGGAGUCAUUCAUUUGCACACAGUAUCAUGUGGACUGGUUACGAACAAGGACACACGGUGUAGAAAAGUAUCUUUAUUCUUACUGCAGAACAAAGGCAAACCCAAGUUUCUACACACUGUAGAAAAGUAAAUGUACACAUAUGCAAACUGUGGAUUUUUCCUGAAGGCUUGAUCUUCCAACCUUACAGUUAAAAUCUGGAAUAACAACUUGAAAUCAAAAAGCCAUGUCGGGGUGAACGCUCAUAACAUGUCUUCGUCACUCAUAAUCUGCAAUGGAGGGGAAAAAAAGGAUUUUAGAAAGAUUUACAGUUAUUAAUUAUGUCUGAAUGUUGCCUUGAAUGCAGAACAAAGUCUCACCUCUUCUGUUAGACGUGGUUCUUUUGCUACAUGCCCAUCUUCUUCAUAUCCUCUCUUCCGUUUGCUGCAAUUAGAAAAGUAGUUUUAAUAAGAGCGGGCACAUCACAGAACGCAACUUCAGGAUUCAAUCAGAAGUUAUCUUUGCAAGCUUUAAUUGUUGGUGAACUGUUUCUUACAUCUGUGACCAACCCUUCAAAUCCAUGCCCUCUCAUUUAGGUAAAUAAUGUAGCAUGUAGUUCCCCUAUAGCUUCAUGACCAUCAUAAGUAGUUUCCAAUGUCUCUUCAUUAUCAACUCCUAUUCAUUUAGACUAGAAGUAGUGGUGGUAGCAUGUUAGUACACAAAGUGAUUCUCCUGGCUUGUGCCUUUCACAAACAUGUCCGCUUUAUCUUACAGGACAGAGUGCACCAUCAUGUCACUGGCUGCUGCCAUCCAGGUAAUGUGAGUUUUACAGAUUUCCACCAGAGAAUCAAAAGUGUGGUAGUCUAGACCACACCGCCAGCCAAAGCGAGGCCUCGUCCCAUGAGGUGUCCCCGACCGAAGACUUAAGUCAGUUUUGUAUUUAUAAAAGCAUGUGGCCUAGAUUCCUAGCAGUUCGAUCGCAAUAUGGCUGUUCUCCACGGGGCAACACUUGCUGCAUUUCUGAAUACUGUCCUUCCAAAGCCCUUCCCAAAUGCUUCAGACACCGACAGUGUGUUGAACUGAUUUACAUUUUUGACAAGAAGCCUUGUCGCACGAGACCUUUUCGAAGAGAUGAUUUCUGUGAAGAUGGACCUGAGAUACAGUCAACUGCAAAAUGUGUGAACUCCUUUUCUGCCUGCCACUCCCUCCGUUUGACUGCUUAUUGUGGCUGGUGAUGUAAACCAGAUGGAGGUGGCACCCUGCUCUGCCACUGCUCAAGUUGGGGAGGAUAACGGAGGAGGCAAUCCAAAGCAUUGAACUAGCGUUUUCUGCCGUCAUCAGGGAAUUUAAACACAGCACCUCUCUCCAAGAUGACACAAGCCUUAACUCCCUUUCUACUCACCAUCUGCCCACCGUGUCACGUGACUUUAUGACGAGCUCUUCCUUCAUAAGCGUCCACCAUCUUUGUGUGAGCUACCACGCAGCACAGAAACCACUUGUUACAUUUUUUUAUAUGCUGCUUCGUUUGUUGAUAUUGUAUCCUUAGGCUUGUGUAGAAGUAACUGGUGUUUGUGUAUGAUCUAGUCAAACAGAGCUGAACGAUAGUCUAGGAGGUCUCUGUAACGUGUCCUGUGCAUGUGUUAACCCUGAUGGGAUCCUGCUUUAGUGUGUGGGCCUACAUAUAUGCUGCUCUAACAGACAUCACCUGAACCCCCCUCUAAGCCUUGGGGUGUGAACAAAAGCUUUCAUGCAUUUGCAGUCUCUCUCUCUCUCUCUCUUGCUCUCCCGCCAUCACGGUGACGUUUCAGUACACCUCUGUCUGCACCGAUAGAUUCAUCGUGAGAAGUCAUGCCAUGCACAGAUUUAUCAACUUUCAAAGUCAUGGAGGGUCGGCCUCCUGUGCCUCCUGAUGAUUCACGCAGCUGCAGAGUCUGAAUCUGUGCCUGUCAUAGCUAAAGAGUUUACCAAACUGUUUACUGUAGUUGCACUUAAUGAUACCACGGACCUCACCAACCUCACCAAGUGUUAACAGACAGCCGGCGAUAGAUAAAUGAGCCUAAAAGUCUCCUCAUCAGCGAUACCGAUAUCAAAUGUGCUACAUGGUAUAGAUGAUGUAGGUCGGAAUGUGGCGUGCUGUUGUACUUCCUUUCUGUAUUUCAUACAGCUGAUGAUGUGUUCCUUUUUAUUUUUCUACCUGAUACUGAACCUUGAAUCUUUUUGCAUCUUAGAUACGACAAACCUGGCUAAAAUAAAACUGUUACUA